This is a messenger RNA of Atta colombica, 936 nucleotides long. Its product is annotated as lysozyme-like. Bases 137 to 592 code for a protein of 151 amino acids. The transcript has 4 exons. The record is from RefSeq and is a predicted model, not a curated record. Gene Ontology annotation, molecular function: lysozyme activity. Lineage: Eukaryota; Metazoa; Arthropoda; Insecta; Hymenoptera; Formicidae.
UCAUCCUGAAUCAUCAUAUCUAUAUUUUACUUCUCGUCUUCAUCACGCGGUAUAAAAAAAAGUAAUCAUUGAGAAGUGCGGAACUCACACAGUAGUAACAUUGUUUGUCGCGGAUCAACAUCAAUAUAUCUCUAAGAUGUUUGUGAAAGUUUCGUGGAUUGCUAUUACAAUAAUUGUGCUGUUUUGCGUAUAUACUUUUGCUCAAGAGAUAUCGCAAAAAUGCAUAGGCUGUAUAUGCGAAGCUGCUUCAGGAUGUAAUAUCACUGUAGGCUGUGAUGGACUGGUAUGUGGACCUUUUUAUAUAACAAAACAAUAUUGGAUUGAUGCUGGCAGACCAUAUAUAAACGGAAGACAAAGCGACAACGAUAAUGAAGAUACUUUUAGGAGCUGUGCUAAAGAUGCAUAUUGCGCUGCUCAUACAGUAGAAAACUAUAUGGCCAAAUUUAGUCGGGAUUGCACUGGAAAUGGAAUAAUUAACUGUGAUGAUUACGUACGUAUUCAUCGAUUUGGCGCAAGUGGCUGCACUAAUACAUUACACAGUGUUUACGAGAAUAUAUAUAAAUUGUGUAUACAAACUGUAGGAGAAUAUUGAAACAAAUAAUAUACAGGGUGUUCCAUUUUAAAUGAUCGAACCCAAUAUCUCGAAAACUAAAUUCAGUAGAAAAACAUUUCAGACAAAAAUUAUUUGGCUCGAAGGGGAACAUAAGAUGGUAUCAUUGAUUUGAUCUUGGAUAGUCCUCUGAAGGUCGUGAAGAUUGCCUUCAAUUUUUUAAAUGGAACCCCUCUAUUUCUCAUUUCAUAUUCUUAUAGUUCAUCUCGAGAGCUUUCCAAAACAUUAUAAUAAAAUAUUUUUUUCAGUAAGUAUUUUUCGAGUUACGAAGCUCAAAAGUUACAGUAUAUCAUCGACUUAGAUAACAUUUGUCAAGAUCAAGGCCA